UCAAUAUUCUAUGAUAUCUCAAAGUUCAAAUCUUAUUUUGUAAGAAAAAAUCAUCAUAUUAUUAUCUGGGUAUUCCAAAGUUUCAAUCUUUGGGACAAUGUACCUUCCUCUAUUUUGAUUAGGAGGCAAAAAAGAAUUAAAAAUAUUAAGAUUUUUUUUUUGUUUGUGUGUUUAGAAUAUUUUAAUGGAGCAAUUAAACAAUGGAACAUGGUGAUUAGAUUAUGGAGAGGAAGAAAGGGAAAAAGGGGGGUAAAGGAAAGAGCCAAGAUUAGGUAGGAAGAAGGAAAAAAGUGAGAUAGAAUGAACAAAGAUUUUAGUGGCAUUUUCAAGUUCAAGGUAAGGAAAUCAAGCACAUUAGCAGCCAAAAAGAGGUCAAAAUCCAACAGCAUUUUUGCAUCCAUGUCAGUUGCCCACGUGGACGACGAGGACCUCGCCGCCACAGGGCCCGGGCCUGGACCCGGGCCUGGCGAGGUGUACCAUUCCGAGAAGGUAUUCAGCAAUGGGGAUUUCUACACAGGCCAACUUGCUGAUGACCUGCCUAAUGGUCAUGGCAAGUACCUGUGGAAUGAUGGUUGUAUGUAUGUGGGUGAAUGGCUUAAGGGUAAAACAAUGGGUAAGGGUAGGUUUAGUUGGCCUUCAGGAGCAACCUAUGAAGGAGAAUUCAAAAGAGGGUAUAUGGAUGGCAAAGGAACAUUCACUAGUUCAAAUGAAGAUACUUAUAGAGGUUAUUGGUCAAUGAAUAUGAAACAUGGGCAAGGCUCUCAAAGCUAUGGAAAUGGAGAUUAUUAUGAAGGGGAAUGGAAAAAGGGAAUGCAAGAAGGUCAAGGAAGAUAUCAAUGGAUUAAUGGUAAUUUCUAUGUAGGUCAAUGGAGAGAUGGGAUUUUCCAUGGGAAUGGGACUUUGUCUUUUGCAAAUGGGAAUAAAUUUGAAGGUUGUUGGGAGGAAGGAUACCCUAAAGGGGAAGGUACUUACAAAUGGUCAGAUGGGAGUUGUUAUGUUGGUGUUUGGAGUAUGGAACCUAGUGAACUAAAUGUUACCUAUUACGCGUCUAGUAGUUCAUCUGAUACCGGUGAUGGUGAUUGGGAUCCUCAAGAGUUGUACGACGUCGAUUUGGCUGAUUGUAAGAUUUACCCAGGAGAGGAGAUUACCAUUUUUCCAUCUCAAAAGAUACUAAACUGGCCUAGUUUUAAUGGGAAGAAGACACAAGAAAGAAAGUCAGUUGAAGCUAGAAGAUCCAAUGCAGGAACUACAGGUAAAUCUUGGGAUUAUGAUCAUGAUGGUUCUUCUAAUGGUUAUAAUAAGAGAAGUGUUCAGGGUUCUGAAAAUUCCAUGCCACGGAACUUUCGACCUAUUCUACUCCCAAAGACGGUAAAGAGACAAGGGGAGACUAUCUGUAGGGGGCAUAAAAAUUAUGAGUUGAUGCUCAACUUGCAGCUUGGAAUAAGACAUUCUGUGGGAAGACCUGGACCACCCAUAAAGCGUGACUUGAAGGCUUCGGCGUUCGAUCCCAAGGAAAAAGUUUGGACAAAAUUCCCAUCGGAAGGAUCAAAGCACACUCCUCCCCAUCCAUCCUGUGAGUUCAAAUGGAAGGAUUAUUGUCCUUUGGUUUUCAGGACUUUAAGGACAAUGUUCAAAGUGGAUGCAGCUGAUUAUAUGUUAUCUAUAUGUGGCAAUGAUGCCCUUCGAGAACUUUCAUCUCCGGGCAAAAGUGGAAGCUUCUUUUACCUAACCCAUGACGACAAGUAUAUGAUUAAGACAAUGAAGAAGUCCGAAGUAAAAGUUCUCCUUAGGAUGCUUCCAGCUUAUUAUAACCAUGUUCGCACCUUUGAAGACACUUUAGUUACCAGAUUUUAUGGUCUUCACUGUGUGAAGUUGACAGGGGCAACACAGAAGAAAGUGCGAUUCGUUAUAAUGGGAAAUCUUUUUUGUACGGAGUAUGCAAUUCACCGGCGGUUUGAUUUGAAGGGCUCUUCGCAUGGACGAACAACUGAUAAACCCGAGUCAGAAAUCGACCCAACUACCACCCUUAAAGAUCUAGACCUUAAUUAUAUGUUCCGACUGCAGAGGUUCUGGUUCCAAGAGUUUUGCCGGCAAGUUGACAGGGACUGUGACUUCCUCGAACAAGAGAGAAUUAUGGAUUAUAGUCUUUUGGUUGGUUUACACUUUCGAGAAUCUUGCUCACAAUCUCCCGAAGGAAAUGAAGACAGUAAUAGCGACGUGAUAGCUCCGCGGCUUUCAAAAGUAAACGAAACAGAUAAACUUGUUUUUGAUCCUAACCAGUGGGCAUCGAUUAGACUAGGAAUCAACAUGCCUGCACGAGCAGAACUGACAAUACGAAAAACAGAAGGUGGCGAGCUUCAGGCAGUAGAACCAACAGGAGAGUGUUACGAUGUCAUAAUCUUCUUCGGAAUCAUUGACAUUUUACAAGAUUACGAUAUCAGCAAAAAACUCGAGCAUGCAUACAAGGCUUUCCAAUAUGAUGCUACUUCAAUAUCUGCUGUUGAUCCUAAGCAGUAUUCUAAACGUUUUCGGGAUUUCAUAUACAAGGUAUUUGCAGAAGAUGUGUAAUGGAAUCGGAAUCCGUUUCUGGAGAAACAACUUCAGGUUUUAGCUUAGAUGCUCUUAUUACAGCCAGGAUUUUUUCAGAGCAUGCUUUUAUUAGGAUAAGAUAUUGGUUGCAUAAGAAACUUAAGCAUGCGAUUCUGGCAAUCAGAGCAAAUCAGCAUCCGGGAACAACACCAAUUUUAGGACUGAUUCCAGUGACAUAAUUUAGUGGGAAAAAGGGUAUAGAGUAACAACAAGGAUAAAUAGAAGCAGCUCCUCAAAUUUUAUUCAAACUGUAUAUUACAACUCCUAGUUUAACUCAAAAGGAUAAACAGAUUUGGUAGGUUGAUUAAUUUUUGAUGUACCAAUAAAAUUUAUUACAGAAUUUUUCUUAACUUUUGUCCCAGAAAUUUGAGAACGUGGGGGGCUCAAAGUAGUAGUGGUAAUUGUACAGAACUCAAUGAGGUCAACGUUUUGGUAGCAUUAUUUAUCUAAUAGAGAAAUCAGAUUCUCAGUUGUUAGUAGUUAUAUCUUGACUUUUGAGUUUAUAUAAUGACGGGAAGAUUAUUAUAAGUUUCAUUUUCAGAAAAAUUGCAAUAUCUUGUUAUGCUUUCCCUAUUCAUAGAAAAAGGACUUCUAGCUGUGCCAUAAAGAAUCAAAGAUUCUUACCUUAUGUUCCUAGUCCUAAUAUUUUGUGGGACAACUCAGAUUGCCAUGAAACUUAUCAUCUUUCUUUAUCUGGAUCAUUUUUCAAUAAAUUUCA
This is a messenger RNA of Beta vulgaris subsp. vulgaris (sugar beet), 3307 nucleotides long. RefSeq names its product phosphatidylinositol 4-phosphate 5-kinase 6. The record is from RefSeq and is a predicted model, not a curated record. Bases 301 to 2568 code for a protein of 755 amino acids. NCBI's taxonomy places the organism in Eukaryota, Viridiplantae, Streptophyta, Magnoliopsida, Caryophyllales, Amaranthaceae. Gene Ontology annotation, molecular function: 1-phosphatidylinositol-4-phosphate 5-kinase activity; ATP binding. The transcript is spliced from 8 exons. Gene Ontology annotation, biological process: phosphatidylinositol metabolic process.